This is a messenger RNA of Pogona vitticeps (central bearded dragon), 1081 nucleotides long. The record is from RefSeq and is a predicted model, not a curated record. NCBI's taxonomy places the organism in Eukaryota, Metazoa, Chordata, Lepidosauria, Squamata, Agamidae.
AAGUGACUCUGGUGUCUCGGAGGGGGGCUGAUUAUGGUGUGGGACACCAGGAAAGAGGAAGCAGUAGAACCGGAAGUAGGUAGGGAUGAGGCUGCUGCACCUGUGAAGGAGGUAGAGCGAGAGAGAGAGAGAGAGGAGGCGGGAGCCGCGGCGUGAGGGUGGCGAGUACGGCUGAACAGGUGCCAGGACGUUGCCUGGGCCCUUUGGCUAGCUCGGGGUCGGUGUUCGCUGGAUAACUUUCCCUCCUGAAACGGGCACUGCGUCGGGCGGGGACCCGGGUCGCCCCAGGAUGGCAGAGUCAACCACCAGCGUGGGAGCCACAGCGACGGUCACCGAGACGGAGGUGACUGAGCCGGAGAAUCGCAGUCUCACCAUCAAACUGAGGAAACGAAAACCAGCCAAGAAGGUUGAAUGGUCAAGUGACACAGUGGACAAUGAACAUUUGGGACGGAGAUCUUCCAAAUGUGAGCUGGAACACUUAUGCUUUGAGACAUUCCUUCUUCGCUGUUACUUUGUUAUUUCCCACACAUUAGCCCGUUUUACUAGAUCGGUGUUUAGUGGCUUAACUGUUAGCAGGCUACUUGAAUCCUCUCAAGCUGUCUGGAGCCACUACUUCACCUGCACACCUUUUCCUUGUGUUCGCCAUUGUCCAGGACCAGGUUUCACAAUUCCUGGCGAUGUGCAUAAAUGUAUAGGAUUAAACAGAAACUUACCAGCCAGGACUAGCUCAGAAAACAAACAGGUAGCGUUGGGAAUCCAGGUGCCCAGUCAUGUGUAUUUUGUGAACCAAGAACCUGAAGAUGAAGGCUGCGGCAACGCCCACUGCAUCCGGGGCCACAAACGAGGCCAGCGGGGGAAGGCGCCGGGCAAGUCGGGGGACCCUGCUUCGUCAGAGGGCUGCUCCCAGAAGCCAGAGCCACCUGACCAGAACCAUGCCGGAGCCAUGCAGCACUGAGCCCCAGCUUGCCCGGGAGUGGGGAAGGAGUGCCCCCCACUCCCACUCCAAACAGGGACUACUUCUGCCCCAACUCUGGAGAAAAGGGGGGAGGGAGACGAAGGGAGGGCCCACACAUCCAGCUGC